AGAGCGUCCUUGUGCUCCUCGGUUCAGGAGUAGGCCGCGGCGAGGGAGAACAUGGCGCCUGCGAAGGCGAGGCGCGUGAAGACGGGCGCCAAGGUCCCGCCAGAGAGUCAGGAAAUGGAAGCGCCCCCUGACCUGGGCCGCCCAGAAGACAACCCAAGACUGUAUAAUCCUGCGCAUCACCCCUUUGCGGGACUCUUUGAUGAGGACACGAGGAACACGUUCUACAAUAGGUUGGAAAGAUGUCAAGGGAGAAUUAACAUGCUAAUUCAUAAGAAGAAACUGAGUUUCAAGAAGAGUGUCAUGGCUUCUUUCAAAGCCAUGCAGCAGAUUAUUGAAAAAUCUCUGAAAACCGGGAGAGAGCAAAGGCAGGCAUUCUAUCUCAAUUAUUAUCAGAAGUCUCUGGUUGUGUUUCAGAAGUGGGAGCAUCAUUUACAGAAACUGAAGAAAUGUGAAAAGACUAUUGCUACACUGUCCCAAAUGCAAAAGCAGCUUGGUCAGUAUGUGGAGAUGCUGAGGACUGAGAAAAUGAAACAACUACGAACAUUGUAUGAGGCUUUCUUAAAGAGUAUGAGUUCCCUAAAGGAGGAACAAAGAAAGCUGGCCGAGGAACAAGGUGGAUUUACGAAAGAAAUGGCCAUGCUACAGCAAGAAAGCAUGAAGCAAGCUCAUCAAGAUUUAGCCUCGAUUCUGAAGCGUUUCCAACCCCGCCUUGGUGUCGUUUUGAAGAAGAAGCCCAACUGCGGUGGCAUAGCAGAGUUGCACGACCAGCACACGGAGUCAACAAGACUUUAAAAUGCCACCUUCC
Messenger RNA from Ochotona princeps (American pika), 805 nucleotides. Its product is annotated as synaptonemal complex protein 3-like. Gene Ontology annotation, biological process: meiotic cell cycle; spermatid development. The coding region runs from base 52 to 792 and encodes 246 amino acids. Gene Ontology annotation, cellular component: synaptonemal complex. The record is from RefSeq and is a predicted model, not a curated record. The transcript is spliced from 8 exons. Lineage: Eukaryota; Metazoa; Chordata; Mammalia; Lagomorpha; Ochotonidae.